This is a messenger RNA of Dipodomys spectabilis (banner-tailed kangaroo rat), 4124 nucleotides long. RefSeq names its product formin like 3 (gene Fmnl3). Gene Ontology annotation, molecular function: actin filament binding; small GTPase binding. The record is from RefSeq and is a predicted model, not a curated record. Gene Ontology annotation, biological process: cortical actin cytoskeleton organization; cell migration; regulation of cell shape. The transcript has 26 exons. Lineage: Eukaryota; Metazoa; Chordata; Mammalia; Rodentia; Heteromyidae. Bases 269 to 3349 code for a protein of 1026 amino acids. Gene Ontology annotation, cellular component: cytosol.
GGCAGCGGUUGGGAGCCAGAGCCGGCCGCCGUUGUCCCCGACGCUGCGGUGCCGCUGUCUGCUGUGCCGCCUUCGCCCUCCCCGCGCGCCUGCCGCCUGUGGGACUCCGGAGGGGUUCCCGGCGCCCCUCGAAGGGGCAGCGCAGUCCGGACUGGAAGAGUCGGCGCUGAGGGCGGAGCCAGGUCCAACCCGCUGAGCCCGAGGCCCCUUUCCCGCGUGUGGAAGUGGGGGGCUAAGGCCCCCCUCCUCAGAGGGGGGCCCCGCCGCCAUGGGCAACCUGGAGAGUGCCGAGGGGGGCCCGGGAGAGCCGCCCUCCGUCCCGCUGCUGCUGCCGCCCGGCAAGAUGCCGAUGCCAGAGCCCUGUGAGCUGGAGGAGAGGUUUGCCCUGGUGCUGAGCUCUAUGAACCUGCCUCCUGACAAGGCCCGGCUCCUGCGGCAGUAUGACAAUGAGAAGAAGUGGGAUCUGAUCUGUGAUCAGGAACGGUUCCAGGUGAAGAAUCCUCCCCACACUUAUAUCCAGAAACUCCAGAGCUUCUUGGACCCCAGUGUAACUCGGAAGAAGUUCAGGAGGAGAGUACAGGAGUCAACCAAAGUUCUGCGGGAGCUAGAGAUCUCUCUUCGCACCAAUCACAUUGGGUGGGUUCGGGAGUUUCUUAAUGAUGAAAACAAAGGCUUGGAUGUGCUGGUGGAUUAUCUGUCCUUUGCUCAGUGUUCUGUCAUGUUUGACUUUGAGGGUCUGGAGAGUGGUGAUGAUGGUGCAUUUGAUAAACUCCGGUCCUGGAGCAGGUCAAUCGAGGACCUGCAGCCGCCCAGCAUCCUGUCGGCCCCCUUCACCAACAGCCUCGCUCGCUCUGCGCGCCAGUCUGUGCUCCGAUACAGCACUCUUCCUGGCCGCAGGGCCCUGAAGAACUCCCGCCUAGUGAGCCAAAAGGAUGAUGUUCACGUCUGUAUCCUUUGUCUCAGAGCCAUCAUGAACUAUCAGUAUGGCUUCAAUUUGGUCAUGUCCCAUCCCCACGCUGUCAAUGAAAUUGCGCUCAGCCUCAACAACAAGAAUCCAAGGACCAAAGCUCUGGUCUUGGAACUCCUGGCAGCUGUGUGUUUGGUGCGAGGAGGUCAUGAAAUUAUUCUUGCUGCUUUUGACAAUUUCAAAGAGGUGUGCAAGGAGCUGCAUCGAUUUGAGAAGCUAAUGGAAUACUUCCGGAAUGAAGACAGCAACAUUGACUUCAUGGUGGCCUGCAUGCAGUUCAUCAACAUUGUGGUGCACUCAGUGGAAGACAUGAACUUCCGGGUCCACUUGCAGUAUGAGUUUACCAAGCUGGGGCUAGAGGAGUUCCUGCAGAAGUCAAGGCACACGGAGAGUGAGAAGCUGCAGGUGCAGAUUCAGGCAUAUCUGGACAACGUGUUUGAUGUUGGGGGAUUGUUAGAAGAUGCUGAAACUAAGAAUGUAGCCCUGGAGAAGGUGGAAGAGCUGGAGGAGCACGUGUCUCAUCUCACAGAAAAGCUUUUGGACCUGGAGAAUGAGAACAUGAUGCGGGUGGCUGAAUUGGAGAAGCAGCUGCUGCAGCGAGAGAAAGAACUGGAGAGCAUCAAGGAGACAUACGAGAACACAAACCACCAGGUGCAUACCCUUCGGAGGCUCAUUAAGGAGAAGGAGGAGGCCUUCCAACGCCGAUGCCACUUGGAGCCAAGUGCCCGGGGCUUGGAGUCUGUGGGUGGAGAGGUCCUGGCCAGGAUAGGCCCUGCAGAGCUGAGUGAAGGCAUACCACCCUCUGACCUGGACCUGCUGGCUUCAGCCCCACUGGCUGAGGAAGCCCUUCCUCUGCCCCCUCCACCAGCUCCACCUUUGCCUCCACCCCCUCCUCCAUUACCAGACAAGUGUCCCCCAGCCCCACCUCUCCCUGGUGCUGCUCCCUCAGUAGUACUGACGGUGGGCCUGUCAGCCAUUCGCAUUAAGAAACCUAUCAAGACCAAGUUCCGGCUACCAGUCUUCAACUGGACAGCACUGAAACCCAAUCAGAUCAGUGGCACUGUCUUCAGUGAACUUGAUGAUGAGAAGAUCUUGGAGGACCUAGACCUGGACAAGUUUGAAGAUUUGUUUAAGACGAAAGCCCAGGGCCCUGCUCUUGACCUCAUCUGCUCCAAAAAUAAGACAGCACAAAAGGCUGCCAGCAAGGUGACCCUCUUAGAAGCCAACCGUGCCAAGAACCUGGCCAUCACCCUACGCAAAGCUGGCCGCUCAGCUGAGGAGAUCUGCAGGGCCAUCCACACGUUUGACCUGCAGACACUACCAGUGGACUUUGUUGAGUGCCUGAUGCGCUUCCUGCCCACAGAGGCUGAGGUGAAGCUGCUUCGACAAUAUGAGCGUGAGCGGCAGCCUCUGGAAGAGCUUGCAGCAGAGGACCGCUUCAUGCUGCUCUUCAGCAAGGUGGAGCGGCUCACCCAGCGAAUGGCCGGCAUGGCCUUCUUGGGCAACUUUCAGGACAACCUGCAAAUGCUCACACCGCAACUGAAUGCCAUCAUCGCAGCCUCAGCUUCAGUCAAGUCCUCACAGAAACUGAAGCAGAUGCUGGAGAUCAUACUUGCACUGGGGAACUACAUGAACAGCAGCAAGCGAGGAGCUGUGUAUGGCUUCAAGCUCCAAAGUCUAGAUCUGCUCCUGGACACAAAGUCCACUGACCGGAAGAUGACACUUCUCCAUUUCAUCGCCUUGACAGUGAAGGAGAAAUACCCAGACCUAGCUAACUUCUGGCAUGAGCUACACUUUGUGGAGAAGGCUGCAGCAGUGUCCCUGGAGAACGUGCUGCUAGACGUGAAGGAGUUGGGCCGGGGUAUGGAGCUAAUUCGGCGGGAGUGCAGCCUUCAUGACAACAGUGUCCUUCGGAGCUUCCUCAAUACCAAUGAAGGCAAACUGGACAAGCUCCAGCGUGAUGCCAAGACAGCUGAGGAGGCCUACAAUGCAGUUGUGCGCUACUUUGGUGAGAGUCCCAAGACCACACCUCCUUCUGUCUUUUUCCCAGUAUUUGUCAGAUUCAUUCGUUCUUACAAGGAAGCAGAACAAGAGAAUGAUGCCCGGAAGAAGCAGGAGGAGGUAAUGAGGGAGAAGCAGCUGGCUCAGGAAGCCAAGAAGCUGGAUGCCAAGACUCCAUCCCAGAGGAACAAGUGGCAACAACAGGAGCUAAUUGCAGAGUUGAGGCGGCGCCAGGCUAAGGAGCACCGGCCUGUUUAUGAGGGAAAGGACGGUACCAUUGAGGACAUCAUUACAGGCCUCCGCCACCAGCCUGUUGUUCGCCACCAAGCCAGGAGUGCUGCACCAUUCAGUGUACACCCUCGGGCCCCAGGCCCCCACUGAGAGACCCGACCCUCUUGGAAGCAGAAGCACUUCAACUCUUGAGUUCUCCAAGUCUAGACAAGGAAUCUGACCUGAAGCAAUGGGCCUGGCAAAAGGCUGUGCUGUGCCAUUAUACACACUUGGUCUCUGGGGUCCUGGCACUUCCUUAGUGCCUCCCAUGCUGCACUUUGCCCCAUAGUCCUCAUUUCCUGGAGGGUCAGUUCUGAGCUGGGAAAAAACCACUUCCAGCAUAGUCCCCCAAGCUCCUCUCCCACUAGAGUUCCAUGGGAUAAGAGAAAUGUGUCCCCCCCCCCCCCCCCUUCUUUUCCCCUUUUCUUUGGCCUAGAAGUUCCAGGCUGAGGGAGUUCUGGGGACUCUGCCAGUCUCAGAUAUCUCUUACCAAAAGCAAGGCUAUGCUAUGCCUGGGCCCUGCCACACACACUCUGCUAUCCUCUUGAGAGAAGGGUAGAGGAGCUAUGUCAGGCCCAAUGCCCUUCCCCUUGGCCCUUCCAGGCUAGGCAAACACUGUCCUUGUGAGGUAGCUGAAGAGUAGAGGUGCUCUCCUGCACUACAGCAAGGGUGUGCCAACAGCCCAUGUCCUGUCUUCAGCUAGGUGGUUUUUGGCAGGGGAUAGCACAUGGAGCAUCUUUACAGACUAUUUUACUCAGUUCCCUAUCAGCUUCUUCUGAGCCCUUGGAAGGGAAUGCGGGGCCAUCUCUUUUUGUACAUGUACCAAUCCCUUCUCUCUUGUACAUAAACCCCAGACCUUCCUUCUCAACAAAGGCUUGAAGCUCCA